AUGCCGUUCGAGGUCAAGAUACAUCCUGUUGUCGCAGAGCAAGAUCCCGUAAUAGGUGUUAACACCAGUUCAUACUACAGCUACAGACCAAAAUCUAAAAUCGAACCGGUCGUCUCCAUUAGCCAUAUUGCUUCGGAACCAAAACCGAGGCAAAAGUGUUCAGGCGAGACUCCAGCCAGUCCUUCUCAAAACCGGCUAGUCGUUAUUCAAGGUACUUCGAUGAAUUCUUCUGGAUUUAAGACCACCAAAGUUGUGGAUAGCACAAACACUUCUGAGGGUCGAGGCGUGGUAGCCUCAAUUAGAUACAAAAUUGUUCCAACAGUCCCCAACUGCGACAUCCCCAUCACCGAAGAAUUCGCACCUUCGGCCCUUGGAAAUGAAAGUGACGACGAGGAGGAACAAAAUACAUUAUCGAGAGUCUUCUGGACUAUCUUGUUCUUUUUAAUCGCACCAUUCUGGUGCAUUAUAAAAGCUUUCUAUCCGCUCGCACGAACCGUUCUCCAUUCUGAAAAGCACAAUAAUAAUAUCAACAAACGUUCCAGCAGUGUUUCUAUCAGAUUCCUUUUGAUACCAAUCCUUCUGGCUGCUAUCGUUUAUAUCAUGCUGGCCGGUAACCUUGGACGCGAGAGUUACAGGGGCCCUCCUACUGACAAUGGUCAGCUCCCUUCGUCUCCGAGAAUUCACAGCCCAUACGUUGAAGAAGUUAGACACUUUAAAAGAGAAUUUCACAAAUUAGCGCUCGAAGCCACGAAGAAGGUGCUUUCGCAUCCUUAUGAAUUAGUUCGUUACGGUUUCAACGUCGAGAUUAAUAUCAACUACAACUGGAAGCAACCUCGCUGUAACAAAAAGGGUGUCGUUUUUAAAAAUGAAGUUUGCACUAUCAAGAAGAAAAAUGGCAAAAAGUGCCUGAGUGAUGAAUUCAAUAGAACCAAUCGAACUAUUGUAGAAGAUUUAAAGUGUUUUCUGUUGUCUUGA
Messenger RNA from Acaulospora colombiana, 975 nucleotides. The record is from the annotation of a GenBank genome assembly. NCBI's taxonomy places the organism in Eukaryota, Fungi, Glomeromycota, Glomeromycetes, Diversisporales, Acaulosporaceae.